UCUCACCUCUACUCUACUAAUGUUAUGUCAACCAAAAUGGGUGUGAGCGGAGUAUUGUGCAGCUGUGUAUUAUAAAUGAAUUAAUUAAUUAGUUCUGCUUGAUAAAACGCAGCGAGAUCUAGGAUUUAGAUACCUCUGGCCUUGAAGAAUUAUUUUCUUUGUGUAAUAAUUCAAAAAUGGCUAUGGUUAAAACCCCUGUGCUGAAAGUUAUAUUGUGUGGUGAAUAUGGUGUCGGAAAAAGCUCGAUUUUUCGUCGAUUUAUUAACAAUACAUUUGUUCCUAACUCGGAUAGACGUUCUACUUUAGGAUUGGAUCACUUUGAAAAGCCAUAUCAACUCACAGACAAAACUGUAAAGUUACAACUUUGGGAUACUGGAGGUAUGGAAAGAAUUGCUUCAGUCACCUCAAGUUACUACAAGUUUGCUGAGGCAGCAAUACUUGUGUUUUCUCUUGACAAUGCAUCCUCAUUUCAUGUUCUGAGCCAACAUUUAUUAGACAUCGUGACUUACGCAGAAAAUGCUAAAAUAUUCCUAUGUGGAAAUAAAUCAGAUUUGGAAGGUUCUUCUCCACAAGUUACUGAUGCUGACAUUGAAACUUUUUGUGAACAGUGCCACAAUCUCAUCAGCACCACUUAUAAAACUUCAUGUAAAAAUGGAACAGGCAUAGAAGAAAUGUUCACAGAUAUCGCAAUGCAACUUGUAGAGUCUAAUAGAUCAAGAAUUGAACUGCAAACUUUGGACCACAACAGUUUCAAGAUAUCAAAUCCUGACCCAGUAGAUGAGCCAUCAUGUAGUUGUUGAAUCAUUUAAUUUGUUGCUUUAAUUAAUUUAAUUUGUGUUAAAAGUGUAUUAUAGUUUUGCAUAAUAGAAUUUGGAAAUUAUGCUUUAAAUAUGUGUUUAUAGAAUUAGAUUUAGAGUGAAGUUUUUGUUACAGAAUCUCUAUUGCUGACAAUUUAUUAUAAUUUGUAUUUAAUGUAGGAAUUAUCUAAUUGUUUGUACAAUCCUUACACUGUAUUUAGGUGAUUCUGUUAACUUAGCUAAUAUUUGUAUUGUUGUAUAUUUAUGAAUUACACACAGUAUUAAAGUGAAAUGGCCUAACAGUAUUAGGUUGAUCAUUCCGAGCCAAGUGAAUAAUUUCAAAAAUUGAAAUAUUGUAUGUAUCUAUGUGUUUAUUUUGAGUAAGUGUACUAGUGUAAUGUAUUCACUGACU
This is a messenger RNA of Spodoptera litura, 1209 nucleotides long. RefSeq names its product RAS oncogene family member RabX6 (gene RabX6). The record is from RefSeq and is a predicted model, not a curated record. Lineage: Eukaryota; Metazoa; Arthropoda; Insecta; Lepidoptera; Noctuidae. Gene Ontology annotation, molecular function: GTPase activity; GTP binding.